ACAAAAAAUAAUAUUCUUGAGGUUACCCUUGCAUUCCAUUUUGCUCUCUAUAUGAGUUUCAUGGCAAGGAAAUGGGAUGGCAGCGUCCGAAAGUGGGUAGCGGGCAACUCCUCCAUCUGACCAACUUCCCAUUGCCUCCUUCCCCUCUCAAUUUCAACAGAGAGAAUGAAACACAAAGCUACAACUAUAGAAGAAGAUCGGCUAUAAAAAGUAAAGAGCAUUUAUAUUAGGCGAGAGGAGGGAGAUUGGAUCUCUCUCUCUCGUUUCUACUAAAGACGUUUACAGCUCUUUCAGUAAUUUUGCGUCUCUGUUAUCGCCCAUUCCUACAAAUGGCAGCUUAGCUUUUGCUUAUCUGUUAUUCUCUGAGAAGCAGCUUCUGCUACUACUCUUCGCUUUCACAGGGCUGCCUUGGCAAUCUUCACCGGCGCACUAAAAGAUUUCUCAGGGAAUACCCAGAUUAUCUCUCUACAGGAAACCAUUUGUUAUCUCUCUGCGACCUGUCUCCAUUUUCGCCCAUUCGCACACACCGCCAUUCGCUGCAUGGUGAAAUGCCCUUUACACCAUUCGAUCCCUAUUGCUUAGAACUUCAUACUUUUCAUCGACUACCAAUAUUAAUAUUCAAUCUUCUUCACACCCAGAAGAUCAUUACCAAUAAUGGGUAUCGCCCUUUUGUUCAGUAGAACUUCCUCUCCAUCGGCUUCUUCAUCUUCGGGAAUGAACGUGCUUUUGAGUGCAUUCCAAGGUUUGCCAAUAUUGGAGCUUUCAUCAAUUUGCAUCAAUUUGAUACUAUUUCUCGUCUUUCUGUUUAUCAUCUCGGCGCGGCAGAUAUUCACAUGUGUAGGCCGACCUCGAAUCCUGAAGAACAACUCGGCCGCGGAUUCGGUCCCAAUUCAGCACAGUGUCGAUGGGGAAAUUCGGAUUGUAGAAAUCGGUAAUGGGUUCAAGGUUUCUGUUUUCUGCUGCUUUUAUAUUUUGUUCUUGCACGUACUGGUAUUAGGGUUUGAUGGGGUUCGGUUAAUAAGAGAGGCUGUAGCAGGGAAAGUUGUGGAUUGGAUCUUUAUUUGCUUGCCUGCUUCUCAAGGUUUAGCUUGGUUUGUAUUGAGCUUUUUGGCUCUCCAUUGUAAAUUCAAAGUUUCUGAGAAAUUCCCAUUGUUGUUGAGGUUGUGGUGGUUUGUGUCGUUUGUCGUUUGUUUGUGUGCUUUGUAUGUUGAUGGGAAAGGAUUCUUGAUAGAAGGUUCAAAACACCUGAAUUCUCAUGUUUUGGUGAAUUUUGCCGCCACCCCUGCCCUUGGCUUCCUUUGUUUUGUUGCAAUUAGGGGUGUUACUGGUGUACAAAUUUGUAGAAACUCUGAUCUUCAGGAGCCAUUGUUGCUUGAAGAUGAAGCGGGGUGUCUUAAGGUUACCCCUUAUGGUGAAGCUGGGCUUUACAGUUUGACCACACUAUCCUGGCUGAAUCCCCUUCUUUCCAUUGGUGCCAAGAGACCACUUGAGCUGAGGGACAUUCCUCUUCUUGCUCCGAAAGAUCGUUCAAAAACCAAUUAUAAGAUUUUGAAUUCGAAAUGGGAGAAAUUGAAGGCUGAAAAUCCUUUGAAGCAGCCCUCUUUAGCAUGGGCAAUCCUCAAAUCAUUCUGGAGGGAGGCAGCUUGUAAUGCCAUUUUUGCCGGCAUGAAUACUCUCGUUUCAUAUGUGGGUCCGUACAUGAUUAGCUACUUUGUGGAUUACUUGGGAGGAAAGGAGACCUUCCCCCAUGAGGGAUAUAUUCUUGCUGGAAUAUUUUUUACAGCAAAGCUGGUGGAGACUAUAGUAACCCGGCAGUGGUAUCUUGGGGUUGACAUCUUGGGCAUGCAUGUGAGAUCAGCCCUAACGGCAAUGGUGUAUCGGAAGGGACUUAAGCUCUCAAGCUCAGCCAGGCAAAGUCAUACCAGUGGAGAGAUUGUUAACUACAUGGCAGUUGAUGUCCAAAGAGUGGGGGACUACUCCUGGUAUCUCCAUGACAUAUGGAUGCUUCCUCUGCAAAUCAUUCUUGCCCUUGCAAUACUGUAUAAAAAUGUUGGAAUUGCUUCUAUUGCAACAUUAAUUGCCACUAUUAUCUCCAUUGUUGCAACUGUCCCAUUGGCAAAGGUGCAAGAGGAUUAUCAGGACAAAUUAAUGGCGGCCAAGGAUGAGAGGAUGAGGAAGACUUCUGAGUGUCUGAGAAACAUGAGGAUUCUCAAGUUACAAGCAUGGGAGGAUAGAUAUCGAGUGAAGCUGGAGGAGAUGCGAUUUGUGGAGUUCAAGUGGCUUCGAAAAGCCCUUUACUCUCAGGCUUUUAUUACAUUCAUAUUCUGGAGCUCCCCCAUUUUUGUUGCAGCCAUUACAUUUGGCACUUGCAUAUUGUUGGGUGGUCAGCUCACUGCAGGAAGUGUUCUUUCUGCUCUGGCCACUUUCAGGAUCCUCCAAGAACCACUGAGGAAUUUCCCUGAUUUGGUGUCAAUGAUGGCUCAAACAAAAGUUUCUCUUGAUCGAAUUGCUGGGUUUCUCCUGGAGGAAGAGUUGCCGGAAGAUGCAACCAUUGUUCUGCCACGAGGCAUUACGAAUAUGGCAAUAGAAAUCAGAGAUGGUGAGUUCUGCUGGGAUCCUUCUUCUUUGAGGCCAACAUUAUCUGGUAUAAAACUGAAGGUGGAAAGGGGCAUGCGUGUGGCUGUUUGUGGUAUGGUUGGUUCAGGGAAGUCAAGCUUACUUUCCUGCAUCCUUGGAGAAAUUCCAAAAAUCUCUGGUGAAGUCAGAGUUUGUGGUUCUGCUGCUUAUGUGUCUCAGUCAGCUUGGAUACAGUCUGGAAAUCUGGAAGAAAAUAUUCUUUUUGGCAGCCCAAUGGACAAGACCAAGUACAAGAAUGUUAUUCAUGCUUGUUCAUUGAAAAAAGAUUUGGAACUCUUUUCACAUGGGGAUCAGACCAUCAUUGGAGAUAGAGGAAUAAAUCUGAGUGGUGGUCAGAAGCAAAGGGUGCAGCUUGCGAGGGCACUCUAUCAAGAUGCGGACAUUUAUUUACUUGAUGAUCCCUUCAGUGCUGUAGAUGCACACACUGGUUCAGAACUAUUUAAGGAGUACAUAUUGACGGCACUAGCAACGAAGACUGUGAUUUUUGUAACUCACCAAGUUGAAUUUCUGCCAGCGGCUGAUAUGAUUCUGGUUCUCAAGGAAGGCCAUAUCAUACAGGCUGGAAAAUAUGAUGAUCUUUUACAAGCAGGAACUGAUUUUAAAACUUUAGUCUCAGCUCACCAGGAAGCAAUUGAGGCUAUGGAUAUUCCAAAUCACUCAUCAGAAGAUAUAGAUGAGAGUCUGCCUCUCAAUGAUGCUGCUAUUUUUAGUAAAAAUUGUGACAAUAGUGGAAAUAAUAUUGAAAGUUUGGCAAAGGAAGUGCAAGAGGGUGUAUCAUCUUCAGACCAGAAAGCAAUUAAAGAGAAAAAAAAGGCAAAGCGUUCAAGGAAAAAGCAGCUUGUUCAGGAAGAGGAAAGGGAAAGAGGAAGAGUCAACAUGAAGAUUUACUUAUCAUAUAUGGCUGCAGCAUACAAAGGCAUGUUGAUCCCACUCAUUAUUCUUGCGCAAACAUUGUUUCAGGUGCUUCAAAUAGCUAGUAAUUGGUGGAUGGCUUGGGCAAAUCCGCAAACUGAAGGGGAUCAUCCUAAAACAAGUGAAAUGGUUCUUCUUGUUGUUUAUAUGGCUCUUGCUUUUGGGAGCUCUUGGUUUAUAUUUGUUAGGGCUGUUUUGGUAGCUACAUUUGGUCUCGCAGCUGCGCAAAAAUUGUUUUUAAAGAUGCUUAAGUGUGUAUUUCAAGCACCUAUGUCUUUCUUUGACUCUACUCCAGCUGGGCGGAUCUUGAAUCGUGUCUCUGUUGAUCAGAGUGUUGUGGAUCUUGAUAUUCCUUUCAGACUUGGUGGGUUUGCUUCAACAACAAUACAGCUUCUUGGUAUUGUUGGUGUAAUGACAAAAGUUACUUGGCAAGUGUUGCUUCUUGUUGUUCCAAUGGCCAUCGCUUGCUUGUGGAUGCAGAAAUAUUAUAUGGCUUCAUCAAGGGAACUGGUUCGCAUUGUUAGCAUCCAGAAAUCUCCUGUUAUCCAUCUCUUUGGUGAAUCAAUUGCUGGAGCAGCCACAAUUAGAGGAUUUGGGCAAGAAAAGCGGUUCAUGAAGAGAAACCUUUAUCUUCUUGAUUGUUUUGCUCGCCCAUUCUUCUGCAGUCUUGCAGCUAUUGAAUGGCUCUGCCUGCGGAUGGAGUUACUCUCAACCUUUGUAUUUGCUUUCUGUAUGAUUUUACUUGUGAGCUUCCCGCAUGGAAGUAUUGAUCCAAGCAUGGCCGGACUUGCUGUGACAUAUGGCCUUAAUUUGAAUGCACGCCUGUCACGGUGGAUACUCAGCUUUUGCAAGCUCGAGAACAAAAUAAUUUCCAUUGAAAGGAUUCAUCAAUAUUGCCACAUCACAGGUGAAGCUCCAGCAAUUAUUGAAAAUGCUCGCCCUCGAGCCUCAUGGCCUGAAAAUGGUACAAUUGAAUUGAUUGAUCUUAAGGUUCGAUACAAGGAGAAUCUUCCUGUGGUUCUUCAUGGUGUAACCUGCACAUUUCCUGGUGGUAAGAAGAUUGGUAUUGUUGGCCGUACUGGAAGUGGUAAAUCUACCUUAAUACAGGCACUAUUUAGGUUGAUUGAACCUGCGGGUGGGAGGAUUGCCAUAGAUGACAUUGACAUUUCAACAAUUGGUCUCCAUGACCUUCGUAGUCGUCUGGGUAUCAUACCUCAAGAUCCUACUUUAUUCGAAGGGACCGUAAGGGGAAAUCUGGAUCCCCUUGAUGAGCAUUCAGACCAUGAAAUUUGGCAGGCUCUUGAUAAGUCUCAGCUUGGAGAGAUAAUCCGCCAAAAAUCAGGAAAGCUUGAUACACCAGUUCUGGAGAAUGGAGAUAAUUGGAGUGUGGGUCAGCGGCAACUUGUUUCCCUUGGCCGGGCUUUGCUCAAACAAGCAAAAAUACUAGUUCUUGAUGAAGCAACAGCCUCAGUAGAUACGGCCACAGAUAAUCUUAUUCAGAAGAUAAUCCGAACAGAGUUUAGGGACUGCACUGUAUGUACCAUUGCACAUCGUAUUCCAACUGUCAUUGACAGUGACCUGGUUCUGGUCCUCAGUGAUGGUCGAGUAGCAGAGUUUGAUACUCCAGCACGACUAUUAGAGGACAAGUCAUCCAUGUUUCUAAAGUUGGUAUCUGAAUAUUCCUCCAGAUCAAGUGGCAUACCAGAUUUUUGAUUAUAUGGCAUGCCCAUAAACCUUUUAUUUAGAAGCAACAAGAGCAGUGGACAAAGGAAAACCAAUUGGCUGAUGCUGGUCCUCUUGCUUCUGCUGCUGCUGCUGCGGCUGCUGCAUUCGGAAAGUUGAAAAAUAAAAAAUGUGGGAGGAAAUGCACAAUUGACAGCAUGUUAUCAAACUGAAACCCCCAUAAAAGGGUUGUGGUUUCUGCGUCAAGUGAUCACGAGAUGAUUCUUCUCCAUUUUAAGCAGCAUUGGCGAAUGCAUGAAUUGUCAGCAACACUCUGUAACUGAAAAUAAGUUGGGUCGGUGGUGUUUGAAAUAAUUACAUGAGCAGAAGAAAUGGGUGGCUAAUUUGUAUUUGUCCAUGUGCAAUAAAAAUGGUUUUUUCUGCUUUUAUAGUCCUUUAGGAAUCUGUAGAGCAUUAGACAGUCUAUGCUUAUUUCCACUGUUUCUAAAUUUUCCUAAAUCUGUGAAAUAGUUUGAAUUGAAGCCCCUAUUCUUUAUAUAUAGAAAGAAUAAAAACUAGUCAUGGUUUGUUUGUAGUCA
Malania oleifera is the source of this 5810-nucleotide messenger RNA. Its product is annotated as ABC transporter C family member 5. The record is from RefSeq and is a predicted model, not a curated record. Gene Ontology annotation, molecular function: ATP binding; ABC-type transporter activity; ATP hydrolysis activity. Lineage: Eukaryota; Viridiplantae; Streptophyta; Magnoliopsida; Santalales; Ximeniaceae. Gene Ontology annotation, biological process: transmembrane transport. The coding region runs from base 655 to 5262 and encodes 1535 amino acids. Gene Ontology annotation, cellular component: plant-type vacuole; vacuolar membrane. The transcript is spliced from 12 exons.